Trypanosoma conorhini is the source of this 2835-nucleotide messenger RNA. RefSeq names its product putative transcription modulator/accessory protein. Gene Ontology annotation, biological process: translation; nucleobase-containing compound metabolic process. Gene Ontology annotation, molecular function: mRNA binding; structural constituent of ribosome. Lineage: Eukaryota; Euglenozoa; Kinetoplastea; Trypanosomatida; Trypanosomatidae. The coding region runs from base 1 to 2835 and encodes 944 amino acids. The record is from RefSeq and is a predicted model, not a curated record. The transcript has a single exon.
AUGCCGGUGCGUGCGUCCAGCGGCGCGGCGGUUGGGGGUAGCGGGGACGGGGGAAGGAGCGCGCAGGGGCAGCUGUACCGUGUCCUCGGGGCCCGGCUGUCUGUCUCUCCCAGCAUUGCCCGCUUCGUGCUCGAGCAGACGAAAAAAGGCUCUACCGUGCCAUUUCUGGCGCGCUACCGUCGCGACGAAACCGGACACCUUGAUGAGACGGCCCUUCGCCAACUCAUUGACAUGGCGGAGGAGCUCCAGGAGGUGCAGCGGCGCCGCACAUUUAUGCUCAAGAGCCUCAAAAAUCGUGGCCUUCUCACGGAGGAGCUUCAGGACGCCUUCGAGAAGCUGGUGCACCUGAAUCAGUUGGAGGAUGCAUGGGAGCCCUUUAAGGAGAAGAAGACAAGCCUGUCUCACAGGGGUCGGGAGGCUGGAUUGGGGCCUCUUGCGAAGCAGCUGCUGUACACGUCGGAGCCAAUGGGUGAUGUGUCGGAGCGGUUGCGUUCUGUUCCAGAUGGCGCCAAACUUUUUCAGGCUGUCGUUGUGGAGGAGGUGCAGCGCUGUGACGAGGUGCGACAACUAAUGCUGGUCGAGUGUCGACAAGGCGGUGUGAUCAGCAGUGCACUCGUGGCAAGCCCACGGAAGAGGAAUGCCAAGGAAAUCGGAGCUGUCGCCUUUGACAUGCUUAAAAAGCAAUUCGAAGCCUACGAAAAUCGCCGAUGGCCCGUGCAACGCAUCAGCGCUCAUAACGUCUUGGCGUUGCAACGUGGUGAGAGCAAGGGUGUGCUUCUGGUGAAGAUGAUUCCUCACGGUCGAAGCAAGGAUGCCUUCUUUGCGUGGGCACGACAAAAGUUCAAUGGCUCGCAGAGGCAGAAGGACCCCAAGGCGGUUCGACUACUAAGUCAAUGCCUUGAGGCUGCGUACGAGCACAUAUUAAAGGCCACACACACAAUUAUACGACGUGACUUGAAAAAGAGCGCCGAAAAGGAGGCUAUUGCUGUGUUUGCCCACAAUCUUCGUCAUAUUCUUAUGCAGUGUCCUAUGCGGGAUGCGAGAAUCCUGGCAAUGGACCCGGGCGUCACCAACGGUGUCAAGUGUGUCGCGUUGGACGAGAAUGGUGGCGUAUUAACUCGUUUCAAGUGCGUCAUUAUGGAUAAACCCAAGAUGAAGGACUACAUCAGCGGCUGCGUUGAAAAAUUAAACCUCAAUAAGAUUGUCAUUGGCAAUGGGACGGCCUCGCGAGAGGUGGCCCACAUUGUCGCUGACACUAUUGAACAGAGGGGGUUAAGCGUUGAGUACGCAAUCGUAAGCGAGGCGGGGGCAAGCGUGUACUCCGUCUCAGAUGUCGCGAAGGAGGAGUUUCCAACCCUCGAUGCGAUGUACCGUGGGGCGGUAAGUAUUGGUCGCCGGGUUAUUGAUCCACUCAGUGAACUCGUUAAGAUCCCGGUGCGUUCUAUGGGUAUUGGCAUGUACCAGCACGACAUUAGCGAAGUGCAACUGUUGCGUGCAUUAAAUCGAGUGGUGGAAUCUUGUGUAACCUGCGUGGGCGUGAAUGCUUUGAUUACCAACCGCUACGUGAUGGAAAAAAUACCGGGCAUCACAAAGAGCAUCGUCGAUCAAAUUGUCCUUGCACGAUAUGCGAAGAAACUGAAGAGUCGGGAGGAUUUGCGCCGGGUUCCAGGCAUGACGGAGGCGAUGUACCAGCAGGUCGCCGGCUUUUUCCGCUUUCCUAAUUCCUCUAAUCCGCUGGACAAUACCAAUAUCCAUCCCGAGUCGUACAGCGUCGUGCAAAAGUUGCUGGAACUGUACGAGGGGAGGGAGCGACGAGAGGUUGGUGGCCUCCUUCUUCGUCUGAAAGGCGUGGAACUUGGUGAGGUGGCGUGCAGUGUUGGAUGUGGUGAGGCAACGCUGGAACUUGUGGCGCGGGAGCUCGCCUCACCGGCCCUUGAUCCACGCUCGGAAUUGCCUCACGCAGGACUUUUUCGUCGCGCUCCGCAGAAGGUGGACGAGCUUAAACCCGGCGACAAGCUAAUAGGGGUUGUGCAGAGCGUGACAACGUUUGGCGCGUUUGUGGACGUCGGUCUCCAUGACAAUGUCCUCGUGCGAGAUGUGGACAUGGACACUUUGCACACCGGUAGUCUUUUGGGGGACCUGUGCUUUGAGGGGCUUGACCAGCUUGGGAGGGUUCGUGUUCGGUACGAUGGCACCCAGCAUGCGCGGGAAGGCGCCGCUGCGCGAUCCCAGCGCCAAGGUCUGGCUCUCGAGUCGGAGGACUUCCUUCUGCUGAAGCAUCCGAGAUCAACUGAGGCGGAGCCGACGUUAAGCGAUAGCCUCGCCGCGGUGCGUGAAGAACGUCAUAAGUUGUUUGCCUCUGCAUUGUCUUCUAAUGGAGGGCACGAGGCUGCGGGGGUUGCCGCCGCCGCCGCCGUUACCCACGCCGGUGCCAAGGUCGUUAGGCCGUCCAAGAGGCCACGCACGGAAGAUGCUGCGGCCGAGGCUGCUGCAGACAAAACGACAACGACUGUGGCGCCGGCAGCAGCGGCAGCACCGUUGAAGAAAAAACGGGCUGAGAGGAAACGGCAUGCUGUGUUAUCUUUGCCUUCUGAAGAACAGGAGGAACAAGAUGCGACUCAAAUUGUUGGUGACGCCGUACCGUGGUGGCGCCCAGACGAAGGGGCCAAGGCUAAUGGACCGAUUGCGGGGCGCGUGGGGGCUGGUAAAGAAAAGGCCCCAGGUGCGAAGGUGCCAAGGGCCUCGGAGACGCCGCGUCCAAGAGAAGCUUUACAGCCAGCAACUCCCACUAUAGCCAAGGACAACGAGGAAAUCGAAAUGUUCUUCUCCUUUUAG